This is a messenger RNA of Tetrapisispora phaffii CBS 4417, 945 nucleotides long. It is a transcript of the gene GLO1, whose product is annotated as lactoylglutathione lyase GLO1. The record is from RefSeq and is a predicted model, not a curated record. The coding region runs from base 1 to 945 and encodes 314 amino acids. Lineage: Eukaryota; Fungi; Ascomycota; Saccharomycetes; Saccharomycetales; Saccharomycetaceae. The transcript has a single exon. Gene Ontology annotation, molecular function: metal ion binding; lactoylglutathione lyase activity.
AUGAGUUUGUACACAACCAAAAUCGAAUCUGCCCAAAAUGACCCUUCAUUGUUGAUGAACCACACCUGCUACAGAAUUAAGGACCCUGUCAGAAGUAUUGAGUUUUAUGAGAAGAAGUUGAACAUGAAGUUGUAUAUGAAGAAGGAUUUCCCAGACAUGAAAUUCAGUUUGUACUUUUUGAAAUUCCCAGGAGAAGUAGAAGCUUCUGUCUCUGGCGAUAACAUAUUUGGCUAUAGUGGUGUUUUAGAAUUGACCCACAACUGGGGUACUGAAGAUGAUCCAGACUACAAAGUCAACAACGGCAAUGUUGAACCACAUCGUGGUUUUGGCCACACAUGUAUCUCUGUUUACGAUAUCGAGAAAUACUGUUCUGAGUUAGAAGCCAAGAACGUUGUUUUUAAGAAGAAACUAGAAGAAGGUAGACAGCACAAUAUUGCCUUCAUUUUAGACCCUGAUGGAUACUGGAUUGAACUUCUAGCAUACCAAAGUCCACAAAAUCUUGGUCCAAAGUUGAACCAUACCAUGUACCGCAUCAAAGACCCAAAGCAAUCUGUUGAUUUUUACACUAACGUUUUAGGUAUGAAAUUAAUUAGAACUUUCGACGUUCCAACUGCUAAGUUUACAAAUUACUUCUUCAGUUACAAGGAAACUGAAGGAGAGGGAUGGAGAACCACCGAAGGUGUUGUCGAAUUAUGUCACAACUAUGGAACUGAAGAUGAUCCAGACUUCCAUUAUCACACUGGCAACGCUGAACCACAAGGCUAUGGUCAUAUUUGUGUAGUGAUGGAUAAGCCAGAAGUUUUCUGUCAAGAAAUUGAAAACAAAUAUGGUGAUGCGAUCCAAUGGGCUCCAAAGUUCAAUCAAGGUAAAAUGAAGAACAUUGCUUUCCUAAAGGAUCCAGACGGGUACUCCAUUGAAGUCGUUUUAAGAAACAUUAAAUUAUAA